Molecule: messenger RNA, 558 nt
Organism: Centropristis striata (black sea bass)
Lineage: Eukaryota; Metazoa; Chordata; Actinopteri; Perciformes; Serranidae
Exons: 4
Coding region: 13-558 (181 amino acids)
Source: RefSeq, a predicted model, not a curated record
CCAGCAGACAACAUGUUCAUCAAAAAUGCCAACCUACAAAACCCCAGACGCCACCAUGAAUUCUUUCUGCAUAGUCGACCCUACAGGGGGGAACCACCGUCAGUGGCAGGAUUUCUCCUCUACCCGGACACUCCCGCUAAGAUGGAGACCACAACACAAGAAGCUUUCUGCUUUAGACCCGCCUCGCAUCAAGACAGAGGCAAAGGAGACCAGAAGACACAGCAGGAGUCCCACCGUUCUUCUUCCACAUCCUCGAGACAAACAGGAAAAGGAAACAGCAGCAAGGACUGGGAACCAGGGGAGGACGAGCAAGGGGGCAAAGCAGUGACAAGUAAACAAGAUAUGACAGAGAUGCAGUCUCAGUAUCAGAAGGAUUUCCCUCCUCCGACUUCCUGGCGCAGGAGGCGAACACCUGCCCUCCCACAGCCGGACAACAUCGGCAUCAACCCUGCCUUCAGGAUCGACUUCAGCACAGUGCAAAGAGAGCACUACCCUGGUUGGCCCGCCAUGAAUCCAGGGAGGCUGAGAGAGCAGCUUUGUCCAGACAACCAAACAUAA